AUGAAUAAUUUGAUUUUAAAUGUCUAUCUUUAAUAAGAAGUAAAGUUCAAAAUAGCCUUUGAUGCUUCUGGAUCAAAAACAUUUAAUCAAUUAAAAUAAAUUUUUGUUUCAAGAUUAGAAGCAUUUUACAGAGUAAAGUUUCAAUUUUUAAAUAGAUUGCUCCUUAAAAUAUUAAGGAAAUAUUACCAGACAAUUUUGACCCUUCUUAAUAUCAUUUAACUGAUUAAACUAACUUUAUUCUAAGUGAUUAAGAUAUUGUUGUAGAUUUAUGUUCGAACAAUGAAUUAAUUAAUCUAGUUCUUAAUUAAUCAUUAUCAUUGAUAGUUAUGGAUCCAGUAAAAAUUAGGUCUUCAGCCAGUAUUCAAUAAUCUUAAAAAACAGGAAUUUAGCCUUAGUAAAUUCCAUCAAUCUACUCAGUCUAAUCAAAUUAAGAUCCUUAAGAUACCAAACCAUAAACUCCUCCUCAAUAAAUAAAGAAUGUAGUCUCAUAACCUAAUUAAUUGCUGAUUAAAAAUUAGUAGAAAACCAAUAUAUUUAUGGAUGAGGCUGAUAAGAAUUAAUUGAAAUAAUAAUUCUAUUUGAAUACAUCAAAAUGGAAUUCAAAUUAAUUAAUUAUGAGUGAUAUAGAAAUAAUCAUAAGAUUCUUACAAGCUGAAGAUUAAUCUAUUUUAUAUACUAUGGGUUGUUAAUUAGAUGAUACAUUAUAUAAUUUAUCUUUUAAAAAUAUGUAAUUAACUUUAAUUAUCUGAUUAAUAAUAAAACCAUGCUAUUUUAUAUAGUCUUGCUGGUUUACCUAUAAUUAGUAAUUUGAAUUAACUUCAUUAGAAGACUGUAAAUGAUACCAUAAAUAAAUUACAAAAUAAAGUAUUUUAUGCAAUAAUUACAAAAUGUUCUGCAGGUGUUAAAUCUUUUCCAAAAAUUGACCAGAGGAAGGAAAAGAAUAAAUAUUUAUAAUUCAUCAAGGACCAAAAAUAAUAAAAGUAGAUAUUGAAACAACAUCUGUUUUACAAUUAAAAUAAAAAAUAUAUCAUAAACUUAACAUUCCAACAAAUGUUUAAACUUUAAAUUAUGGAGGUAAAUUACUUACAGAUAGCUUGCUUUUAAAAGAUUAUAAUAUUUAAAACAAUUCAAAUUUAAAUCUAACAUUUAAAUUAAAUCAAUUAGUUAGUCAUGCUGAUAGUUUUAAUUAUAACUUUUAUAUGCCUUGGUUUAAUCAUUUUGUUAAAUAAAGUGAUGAAGGCAUUCGUCAAUUUAGAUGUAACAUGUUAGUACUUUUAGCAAAGCAAGAUCCAAAAAUAAUUUCUCGUGCGGUUAGAUAAUAUUCAAAUAAUAAUGCUGCUCUUACUUUAGCUUCAGCUUGUUUGUUCAAUAAAUACAGAUUAAAUUAAAAUUCUCGUAUAGCUUUUGAAGAAGGAUUUCUGAGAUUGUUUUUUUAUUUGAUCAUCUCAAGUUCUUAAAUACCUGUUACUUUUAAUUUAAGUUCUAUUUUUGAAUAUACAAGAUAAUGGAUUCAAUUUUUAUAUGAUCAAACUACUAAGUUCAAUUAAGUUGAUAUUAAAUUAGUAGAAAAAUAUAAAAAAAUUGAUUAUACUUGUUGGGCUACUUUAAAUCCUAUAAAGACUCCAGCUUUUUUAUCUUUAAAUGAAAAUGAAGAUGAUGUAUUACUUUAUUAAAUAGUUGAUUACAAUACUAUCUUAGCUAAAUAGUAGACCGAAGAAAUUCAUUCUAAUGGAAAACGAUAUUCUUAAUGA
Molecule: messenger RNA, 1751 nt
Organism: Paramecium sonneborni
Lineage: Eukaryota; Ciliophora; Oligohymenophorea; Peniculida; Parameciidae
Source: the annotation of a GenBank genome assembly